Molecule: messenger RNA, 718 nt
Organism: Coccomyxa subellipsoidea C-169
Lineage: Eukaryota; Viridiplantae; Chlorophyta; Trebouxiophyceae; Coccomyxaceae
Exons: 4
Coding region: 92-718 (208 amino acids)
Cellular component (GO): chloroplast membrane
Source: RefSeq, a predicted model, not a curated record
UGUACUUCCACUUAAGUAUACUCACUACAUUUGCUGAAUGCGUUUGUUGAAUCUGGUCCGAUCGCAGUAAUCACUGACAGUCGUUUGCAGCAUGAACACAGCACACAGAUCAAUGCACGGCUGUCUUUCCACGUCAUCUCAAUUCUUGAAUAAUUUCGGGAGAACCAAGUGCUUUUCUAAUGCUGUAUUUUCUGGGAAGUGUUCAACAGCAGCGUUUGAGCCGAGGAGGAGGGUGAAUGGGGUCUUGCAGCGAUCGGGACUUGUUCGUGCGUCUGGAGAAUCUCCUGACGCAUCUCCGGCAAGCAGCAUGUCAAUUGAUGAGGCAUAUGACCUCCUGGGCGUGAAGGAAGAGGCUGGAUUUGAUGAGAUCAUGAGUGCCAAAAACAGGCUGACGAGUGCGAGUCAGGGAGACAAGGACAAAAUAGUGCAGGGGCUUGUAGAUCCAGCAGGGAGGGUCUCCAAUGAUGCACCAGGGCUGCAGAUCGCAUUAGCACUGGGUGCAUCUGUGUACCUGCUCACAGACAAGAAGAGGGUGGGCAGAGGCCGGGCGGUUGGCAUCACAGUGGCUGGCCUGCUGCUGGGCGUGCUCAUUGGUGGUGGACUGCAGAGUUGGCUGCGCGUCGAUAUUGUACCCAUUGGGGGUCUUGCCUCUCCUGCAGCAUUCGUCAGUGAGUUUGGCAUCCUGGCACUCUGGGCCAGCGUCUCCCUGUUGGCUUGA